Molecule: messenger RNA, 579 nt
Organism: Rhizoctonia solani
Lineage: Eukaryota; Fungi; Basidiomycota; Agaricomycetes; Cantharellales; Ceratobasidiaceae
Product: GNAT family acetyltransferase
Exons: 4
Coding region: 1-579 (192 amino acids)
Molecular function (GO): acyltransferase activity, transferring groups other than amino-acyl groups
Source: RefSeq, a predicted model, not a curated record
AUGAUACCCAUCGUCCAACUCGACCCAGACAACCCAUUCCCACUCCUAAUCACAACCACCAUCUCCAAGAACUCACAGCUGCCCCAUGUCGAGAAUUUCCGAAUCGAAGAAAUGAACUGGUCCAAUCCGGUCGGGGCGAGUUUACGAGAUGCACAGCAGGUUGAACUGGAUGCGCGCUAUGAGCAAGGCAAACUCGGGAAAGAACCUGGAAUCAAACCUUCCUCGGACAACAUCGCCCUUUUCGUCAUUUCGUAUCCCGUCUCGAUUCUCGAUUCCAACUCUCCCGAUCCAUCCGAAUCGAUCCCGAUAGCUUGCGGCGCGCUGAGAAAACUUGAUGAGGAUUACAUGGAGUUAAAACGAAUGUACGCGAUCCCUUCCGUUCGAGGUUCAGGCGCGGCUCUAUCCGUCCUAACAGCGCUCGAACGCUAUGCUCGGAAAAUAAAAGGGUUAAAGGGGAUAAGACUCGAAGCGGGGGAGUUGCACGUUGAAGCUAUAAAGAACGGGUACAAGGAGAUUGAACGUUUUGGGAAUUAUAAAGAUGUUCCUUGGUCUCGGUGUUUUGAAAAGAAAUUUGAGUGA